AUGGAUUUUCAACUGUUAGAAAAAGAUAUGUAUGGCGAUGUGGAGAACGAUGAAGAUCUUAUGGCUGAAUUGUUAGCUUUAGAGGCAGAAGAACGAGCUGCUGGACAUAUGUCUUCAGCAUGUACGGAGAGAACGAUCGAAUGUAGCACACGUCAACCUGCUUUAGAUCAUCAUAAAUCAGCUGAACAAGCUUCACAGCGAACAAGUGGCGCAUAUGGCAUUUCAAGUAUAUCGGAUAUAUCAGAUGAUGAUUUGAAUGGUAGUGAUGAGGAAGAUGUGAACGAUGCAGAACUUUUGGCAGAACUAUCUGAUUUGGUUGGACAGGAAAGUGGUGCUGCUUGUGAGAUUGGACCACCCGCAUCUUCGGAACCGUCUAUUCCUUUAAGAUCAUUAUGUCAGUCUGCUGUUGACAUGUCAUUACUUCGGAAAUUACAAGAACUUAAGGAGGAAUAUACUUCAGCACUGGAAGCUGCAAAAGAGAAAAAUGAUGUAUUGCGGGCUAAGAGGUACCAAAGAGGAUUUAGCAAGAUCGAAGAAUUAAUACAAAAGGUGCAAGCAGGAAAAAUGAUAAAUGAAAAUGAUAUUCCGGUUCCAGUUAAAGGAAUUCGUUCUACAGCGGAAGCUGGCGCUUCAGUCAUUUCCAAAACAGAGAUAUCUACAGAGCCAGUAUUGCGAGCUGAAACAAAGCAAGCGGCUGUGGAAGAAAUCAGUGAACUCUCUGGUACUUAUCGAAAACCAGUUAAGAACUUGCUGAGAGGGGAACAACUAAGCAUAGAAUUAGCAAGUCGUCGAGAAUCCUAUAUCAAGAAUGCUAAAGCAGCUAGUGCAUUGUGUGACAAGAAAAAAGCUUAUGAAUAUUACAUGGUUGCGAAGCAGUUUGAUGAAGCAAUUAAAGCUGUGAAUGAUGGGCGAGUGACGGAAUGUGAGGAGAAUGAACUUCCACCUCCAGCCGUACCCUACAGAUCAAUUAAGCAUAAUGAAAUCCCUUCUCCUCCAAAGACGCUACUAGAUGGAUUGCAGCAACGUAUGCAGAAAUAUAAAACUUUAUGUGAUCAAAGUCGAGCGGAAAACAAUGAUCGGAAGUACAGAAUGAAUGCUCGUAUUUUGAAGCGAUAUGAAGAUGCACUUAAAGCGUGUCGUUCAAAUAGACCAGUUGAUAUAAGUGAAUUGCCGUGCCCUCCUGGAUAUCCACCUCUUCCUCCAACAGGAAGUAUGACUGCUACUACCACAAAUGGAAUAGUGAUAUCUCGAAGAGCUCUACCUGAAGUUAGCCCAUUUGCUGCACCUGAACUAUCAAUAUCAGGAAGGCAGUCACGCCAGAAACAACAACUUGAUUUUUUACUCAAGCGACAACUGCAAUUCAAGGAAGUUGCUAUUGCUGCAAAGAAGAAGGGUGACAUAACUGCUGCCAAGAAGUUUUUGCUUGCUGCAAAGGGUUUUGAUAGAAUGAUUGCUGCCUCCAGAAAUGGUCUGUCUGUCAAUAUUGAGAAAACACCAGUGCCACCACAAGUUCGCGCAUGUGCAAAGACGCUUAAACCAUCACUGGAGCAUCAUACAAGUUUUGAUGCUGCUAUUAAAGGAACACCUACUGAAAUAUUUGCCACAAUGGAAAGAGAUCUUAUUUAUCAAGUAAAACUUUGUGAAGAAUGUAGACUUGCUUUUACACAGUUGGGUGAUGUAACUCGGGUAAAGAUGUUCGAAACCUUGUCCGCCAUUUCAAAAAGGGACUUAAUACUUCUACGCGAACUUGCCAAAAGGGGUGCAGCAGUGCCACAGUUCCGGUACGAAACUCGAGAUAUACCCUUGGUAGAAGUAUGCUUUGAAGUAGAUGAAAAUCACAUCGAAUUGACAAUAAUAAAAGUAACCGAAGCAAAAUUACCAGCAGGUUGGAAAUCGUCUGACGGUUAUUUGUUUGUAAAAUAUAAUUUUGCAUUUCCCCACGACGCUCAUCAAACUGGUAAAACUAAAGUUAUAGCUUCCACGAAUUCGCCAGAAUACAAUCAGAAAUUCCUCCUAACAAUCAAUCGGAAAACGAAGCAAUUGCAAAGAGUCAUUAAAAGAAACUGCUUAAAAUUUGAGAUUUACCAAAAGGGUGGUUUUCUAAGAAGUGACAAAUUGAUCGCUACUGCCGAUUGUAAAUUGAUUGAUUUGGAAGAAAAAGUACACAUUAAUGAAAGUGUAGAUCUAAUGGAAGGCAGAAAACAAACAGGAGGGAAAUUGAAUUACCAGUUACGUAUUCGCGAGCCUUUGAAUGGAAAAAAGCUUUCAAUUACGCAAAAAAAGUGGUUGAUAUUGGAACUUUGA
Molecule: messenger RNA, 2304 nt
Organism: Cercopithifilaria johnstoni
Lineage: Eukaryota; Metazoa; Nematoda; Chromadorea; Rhabditida; Onchocercidae
Source: the annotation of a GenBank genome assembly